Messenger RNA from Penicillium olsonii, 966 nucleotides. Lineage: Eukaryota; Fungi; Ascomycota; Eurotiomycetes; Eurotiales; Aspergillaceae. The record is from the annotation of a GenBank genome assembly.
AUGCCACCUAUCAGAGGAGGUCUCGGUGAACGCCCACGCGUAAUCUUGUAUCACCAAACCCUCAUUCCGAGCGGGGGUCAUUAUGUCUCGAUGCUCCCACUUUUGGACAACGGAAUCACACAUGUCAUUUUAGCCGCCGUGCAUCUCAACGAACGACCAGGCGAUAUCACUCUCAACGAUGAUCCACCCGAGAGUUCCAUCUUCGAUCCCUUAUGGGCCGAAGUGCCGCUCAUGCAAAGGCGAGGUGUCAAAGUGAUGGCCAUGCUUGGCGGCGCCGCCCCGGGCUCGUUCACGCGACUCGACGGCACCCAUGAAGAGUUCGAGCAACAUUACUCUCCGCUCUUGACUAUGAUUCGCCGCCAUGGCCUUGACGGGAUAGAUCUUGACGUUGAAGAACCGAUGUCUUUGCAAGGUGUGAUCAAGCUGAUCGACCGACUGAAGGCCGAUUUGGGGGACGCUUUCAUCAUCACUCUGGCCCCCGUGGCGGCAGCUCUCUUGAAUCUUGGCAAUCUUUCUGGGUUCGAUUACCGGGAGCUCGAGCAGGCUCGCGCUUCCAAGAUCAGCUGGUAUAAUACCCAAUUCUACAAUGGCUGGGGUUCAGCAGCUGACCCAAGGAUGUAUGCGACAAUGAUCGCGCAAGGAUGGUCACCGCGCCGGGUGGUCUAUGGGCUGUUGACGAACCCAGGGAACGGAUCCCAGGGCUAUGUGCCUGAGGAUAAGAUUGGCCCUGUUCUUGCCAUGUUGGUCGAACAGUUCCCCAAUUUCGGUGGUGUGAUGGGCUGGGAGUACUACAACGCACUCCCCGGGGACACCGCUAAACCGUGGCAAUGGGCUACUCAGAUGACAUUGAAUAUGGGCAUGAAAGACUUGGUCAUAGCAGCUCGGGAACUCAUGUCGGCGGGCCCGAUGGCGGAGAGCCUCAAUAAUUUGUUUCGAGACAUGCUGAAUCAAGGUCGGCGAUCUUGA